GGCACUGCUGGCUUGAACAGUGUAACUAUGUCAAACACCGACUUUCAAGCAGCUGUAAAGCAGGAAGAGGCAUAUCUUCGACAAGUGCAUCCCACGCCAGAAGACAUUCCAGGAUGUAUGACACUGUUUGACGACUUUCUAUUAUGCAAUGUCCUGGGUGCACAAGUGAAAUCACUUUACAGGUUUGGUCGGAUGUCUGAAUGUAAACACAAAAUGGAGGACUUCAAGUUUUGCAUGAGUCUUAAAUCUAUGCACCCAGAGGACAAAAGGGAUGCUUGGAUCCGGAGGCGUGCGGAAUGGUGGGCACAUAAACGACUUGCGAAGAGCAGUGAAAAUAUUUGGGACGUCCGCAAGGAACCCCUCCAGAAUUGGCCGCCUCCUUCUACUUCUAAUGAUGUAGAUACGGUACAGAGGUCGGGAACCAUUGCGUGAUCGAAAUGCAAGCGCUGUCGGAUGACUACGGAACUCUGCCGCCUGCAUUAAGCCUCCCUACGGUUUCCCCCAUUUUAACAUCACCGGAAGCUCUUGUCGACAGUUCAGCGCUCUGCCACUGAACGUGACGAGAUCUCGGUGACACUCCGAGUCAUAUCAUGGCCAAUCUUCUUUCGGUUUUCGUUGGACCCGACCAUGAAGUGAGCGCUCUGCGGGCUUUUAUGGAGCAUUCCGGAAUGUUUUUGAGCUUUUGCGAUGUGUUAUCAGUCCAUGCAGUAUCAAUUCAAGGAGAACCCAUGAUCCCU
Molecule: messenger RNA, 737 nt
Organism: Serpula lacrymans var. lacrymans S7.9
Lineage: Eukaryota; Fungi; Basidiomycota; Agaricomycetes; Boletales; Serpulaceae
Exons: 3
Coding region: 28-432 (134 amino acids)
Source: RefSeq, a predicted model, not a curated record